CUGAGGGGUACCCUUCAGAGCUACAACUGGAAAAUACAGCUGAAAUCCAGUGGUGCUCUGCCUGUCUCUCUGGCUGAAAUAAAAAGCAACAUGCCCACCGUGAAGAGACUUUUCAACACUUCACACUCAUCAGUGGAUUCAAAGGAAAUGAAAAAGUUCCAGCUACUCGCACAUAAGUGGUGGGAUGAAGAAGGAGAAUACUCAGCCCUUCAUUCUAUGAAUGAUAUUAGGGUGCCAUUUAUUAGAGAUACUCUGUUGAAUAUGAGUAGUAGUUACAAUUUGGGAAGUCCACUUUCUGGAGUAAAGAUUCUUGAUGUUGGCUGUGGUGGUGGUCUGCUAAGUGAGCCUCUAGGUAGACUGGGAGCUUCAGUUACUGGAAUUGAUCCUCUGGAGGACAACAUUAGAACAGCAGAUCAGCACAAGUCAUUUGAUCCGGUCCUGGCCAAGAGAAUACAGUACAAGUCCAGUUCACUGGAGGAGAUUGUGGAAGAGUCUAUGGAAACCUUUGAUGUAAUCGUAGCUUCUGAAGUAGUGGAGCAUGUGGCUGACCUUGAAAUGUUUAUCAAGUGUUGCUCUCAGGUGUUAAAGCCUGAAGGUUCUUUAUUCAUUACUACAAUCAAUAAAACGCAGUUGUCCUAUGUCCUGGGAAUUGUGGUUGCAGAAAAAAUAAUAGGCAUUGUCCCGGAAGGAACACACGAGUGGGAGAAGUUUGUUCCCCCUGAAGAGCUGGAGCGCCUCCUGGAAUCAAAUGGCUUUUCAGUCAAGACGGUGAAUGGGAUGUUGUAUAAUCCCCUCUCGGGGUCGUGGAGCUGGAUGGAAAGCACGAGCGUUAACUAUGCAGUGCACGCUGUGAAAUCUGGGGCUCAGGGACAGCCCAGCCCAACAGACGCCCUGUCAGAGAUGGAAAGUGAACAGCCCUCAGCCACAGCUGGCACUACUGUGUGACUCUCUGAGAUGGGUGGUGAUGGACUGCCACCAGGAACAGAAAAGAAGGUUUUGCCCAGGUGGACAUAAUAAAACCUUUUUUA
Messenger RNA from Charadrius vociferus (killdeer), 1028 nucleotides. RefSeq names its product coenzyme Q3 methyltransferase (gene COQ3). The transcript is spliced from 6 exons. The record is from RefSeq and is a predicted model, not a curated record. The coding region runs from base 91 to 945 and encodes 284 amino acids. Gene Ontology annotation, molecular function: 2-methoxy-6-polyprenyl-1,4-benzoquinol methyltransferase activity. Gene Ontology annotation, biological process: ubiquinone biosynthetic process. NCBI's taxonomy places the organism in Eukaryota, Metazoa, Chordata, Aves, Charadriiformes, Charadriidae.